Messenger RNA from Giardia duodenalis, 381 nucleotides. Its product is annotated as putative U6 snRNA-associated Sm-like protein LSm3. Lineage: Eukaryota; Fornicata; Diplomonadida; Hexamitidae. The record is from RefSeq and is a predicted model, not a curated record. Gene Ontology annotation, biological process: P-body assembly; mRNA splicing, via spliceosome. Gene Ontology annotation, molecular function: RNA binding. The transcript has a single exon. Bases 1 to 381 code for a protein of 126 amino acids. Gene Ontology annotation, cellular component: U6 snRNP; precatalytic spliceosome; U4/U6 x U5 tri-snRNP complex.
AUGUCAGGAGCCUCGCUAACCUACUUACAGUCAGAAGGCGCUGGCCGGAAGACUGGAAUGGAUGUGGAUCACAGCAAUGAAGAAUAUAUGGAAGCGCCCCUGUUUCACGGUUCAGCUGGCGAUAGAGUCACGCCUGAAUACACGGAGUUUUCAAACCCUCUUUACCUGUUAAAGACAAGCCUGGAAGACCGUGUUAGCGUUCUGUUGCAAAAUAACUCGUCCAUAACUGGACUUUUGGCGAGCUUUGAUGAACAUAUGAAUCUUAUUUUAAUUAACGCAGAAGAGACCGGACACUCACUCAACCGCUUCUUUCCUUUGCUGGUCAUCCGGGGAGAUAGUAUUAUUUUUGUGACACGCAGGCGAUUUACCAGUAUUACCUAG